UCCAAUACGUUUUACGUUUUUAGUAAUUUAUCCUAAAAUACGGUGGGUUUUUUUUCUUGUGUCCCCAAAACGUCGACGUAUACCUGCCAAACGAACGUUUAAAAAGGAACCCCAGAUCCGCACUUGCUGUUGCUCGGUCGCCACGUUUUAUAAUCAGCCCUGGGCCGCCGUCCUCUGAUCCACUCCCGUGUUUAGUUCCCGCUCAAAGCUCCUCUUGCUGCAGGGAGGAGCGAAAUGAGUGCAGCUGAGCGCUGAGCAUCACAACCCGCAUUCAGGGAAACGGCCCAACACAGCACUUUUAUUUUUUUCCCCACUUCUCCCACGCUGUUCUUAGCCUCUGUUUAACUUUAAUGAUAAGGAAAAAUAUAAACAUUUUCAAUGUGGCGGUCAGUGAGAUGCGCUGCCCUGUGAGGAAGCUGGGAAUCUCUGGUCAGUGAAGGGAGACCCCCGCUCUCCGCCCCCGAUUGUUUCCUACGCCGACAACUGUACAGACAUGCUCAGCACUUCGCAGCUGUUAAGAUGAACAGACAGAGUUGAAGGACGUGUCAAAAGAUGCUCCUGAUCUUCAGGGGGCAGUGUUGAGGGAGGUCCACACAGCCAACCCGCUCUGUCACACCAUGUCUUACCACCAACACUACCAGCGAGGCUCCCAGGGCCGCACCAUGAGCUCUGAGGAGCGAAGCUCCUUGCAGGGCAACAAGACUUCCACACCCGUUCAUAAGAGCGCCUCCUCCUCGUCUUCAUCGCAGCGCGACAGCCGACAGGAGGCAGACAGCUGGGAAAUAAUUGAAGGGCUGAAAAUUGGUCAGAGCAACGUCCAGAGGCCUGACAAACACGAGGGUUUUAUGUUGAAGAAGCGGAAAUGGCCACUGAAAGGCUGGCAUAAGCGCUUUUUCGUUCUGGACAACGGUAUCCUGAAGUACUCAAAGUCCCCCAUUGAUAUCCAGAAGGGCAAAAUGCACUGCAGCAUCGACGUUGGCCUGUCAGUCAUGUCCAUCAAAAAGCGUGCUCGUCGCAUCGACCUGGACACGGAGGAACAUAUCUAUCACCUGAAGGUCAAAUCACAAGAAAUCUUUGACGCCUGGGUAUCAAAGCUGCGUCACCACCGGCUGUACAGGCAGAACGAGAUCGUACGCUCUCCCCGUGACGCCACCAUGAGGGCAUUUCCUCCGCCCGCUGCCGUGGACUCCCCCCAGCCAGCAGCAAGUGCGGUUCACGAGGCGAAGCAGGCUAAGCCCAGCAGCUUGCCCUGGCAGCCGGUGGCCCCCAGCAACAGCAGCCUGCCUGCCUCCUACAGUAAUGGCCAGAGCAAGGUGGUUGCCUGGCUGCAGGAGUCAGAGGAGAUGGACAAAUGUGCAGAGGAGCUUGCACGCUGCCAGUCGAACCUGACUGAGCUGAGUCGGUUGUUGCAGAGUCUAGAGAUUCUGCAGAGGACACAGUCAGCACCCAAUUUCACAGAUAUGCAGAGUGUAGAAAUGUCAAAGAAAGAAAAACGCUUCAACAGAAGAUGGAGAACAAAAAGUGUCGGCAAAGAUGCAAAAUUCCAGCUGCAGGUCCCUCUGUCUACCAGCAUGUCCCCCGUCCGCCUCCACUCAUCCAACCCUAACCUGUGUGCAGAGCUGGUGGACUUCCAGCCUCCUGUGUCUCGGCUGUCGGACAACAUAGACAACACCUGUGACUACAUUAAACUGCAGGAGGAAUUCUGCACCAUAGCUCAGAAAGUUCACUCUCUGCUGAAGUCAGCCUUUAACACUGUGGCCAUAGAGAAGGAGAAGAUCAAGCAGAUUCUGUCAGACCAGGAACAGUCAGACCACUCCUCCCAGAUCUGCACCCUCAGGAAGUCUCUGUCACAGGCCCUGUCCCAAAAUGCAGAACUGCGAACCCGGCUCAACCGCAUCCACUCUGAAUCCGUGCUGACGGAACAAGUGGUCAGUGUGAACAUCAUCUCCACUCCUGAUGAGACCAGGGAACAGAUGGGGAUCCCUCUGACUCAGCAGGCUUCUAAUGAGAGUCGACUCUCCAUGUCAGAGUCUGUCUCCGAGUUCUUUGAUGCCCAAGAAGUGCUUCUGUCAGCCAGCUCGUCGGAGAAUGAGGGCUCAGACGAUGAGUCAUACGUCAGCGAUGUGAGCGAUAACAUUUCCGAGGACAACGCCAGCGUGACUGACAACGUCUCCAGACAAAUGGCAAACGGAGACUUCGCCGGCAGCGCUUUCCGCAACGGCAGACGCAGCUGUCUGCCAGCACCCUGUCCUGACACCAGCAACAUUAACCUCUGGAACAUCCUGAGGAACAACAUCGGUAAAGACCUGUCCAAGGUGUCCAUGCCUGUGGAGCUCAACGAGCCCCUGAACACGCUGCAGAGAAUGUGUGAGGAGCUGGAGUACAGCGAGCUGCUGGACAAAGCGGCGGAGACCGAGGAUCCAUUCGAACGCAUGGUCCUUGUUGCAGCUUUCGCCAUCUCGGGCUAUUCAUCCACGUACUUCAGAGCAGGAAGUAAGCCAUUCAACCCGUUGCUCGGAGAGACUUAUGAAUGUAUUCGAGAAGACAAGGGCUUCUGUUUUUUCUCUGAACAGGUGAGCCACCAUCCUCCAGUCUCCGCCUGUCACUGUGAGUCCAAGAACUUCACAUUCUGGCAAGAUGUGAGAUGGAAGAACAAAUUCUGGGGGAAAUCAAUGGAGAUCUUACCCAUAGGGUCGGUGAACCUCACCAUCCCCAGGUUUGGAGACCACUAUGAAUGGAACAAAGUCACCACCUGUGUGCACAACAUCCUGAGUGGACGGCGGUGGAUUGAACACUACGGAGAGAUCACCAUCAGAAACACCAAGAGCAGCGCCUGUCUCUGUAAACUGACCUUCGUCAAGGGAAACUACUGGAGUUCUAACGUGAACGAGGUUCAGGGAUUUGUCAUGGAUCAGGAAGGAAAAGUGAUCCACAGGCUUUUUGGGAAAUGGCACGAGGGUCUUUACUGUGGCGUCCCACCAUCGGCUAAAUGUAUUUGGAGGACAGGUUCCAUGCCCACAGACUACGAGCUCUACUACGGUUUCACCAGAUUCGCCAUCGAACUGAACGAACUCUGCCCUGAGCUGAAAGACGUGUUACCACGAACAGACGCCAGGUUCAGGCCUGAUCAGCGGCAUCUUGAAGAAGGAAACCUGGAGAUGGCCACGUCAGAGAAGCAGCGCAUUGAAGACAUGCAGAGAACGAGGAGGAAGUGGAACGAAGAGAACAACGUCAAACAGGAGGCGCUCUUCUUUAAGAAAGUGGUGGACUCCAACCACAGAGAGAGGUGGGUUUCCAACAACACCUACUGGGAGCUCCGCAAAAACCCCGGCUUCAUCAACAUGGAAUCCACCCUGAGCCUGUGGUAGUGGACAGAUGUUUUGCUCAUCAUAUCUUCAUCACCUUUGACAAGAUCUUCAUUACCAGAGAGGAGCAGGGCGUCACCUACUGUUUGCACACUCGGAUGCAGAAAGAAACAUUGAGAUCGUCUGCGUACGUGGAAUUUUUGUCAAGGUUCCGCAGUGCUGCCCAACACAAAGUCAACCUUCAUCGGAAACUUCCUGAAGAAUGGAUGGAGACCCUCCUGUGUAGAUCCUUCCUUCAGCUCCUCCUACUUCAGAGUUCAAGUCCUGACCUUAAAGACGAGGUUAUCGAGGCAUUCAGAGAGAAUUCGAGUUGAACCCAUCGGAUUCUUGACAGCAGUUUGGGAAUAAGACAUAUCUAAGACGUAGACAUUUGGAUUACCCAUAAGACUGUGCAUGCUUAGAGAGCAGCUUCCACUGGCAUUAAGCUGUAUUUACUGUAUCAACGACUAUUGUAGAAAAAAAAAAGAGGUAUUUUUAUAAAAAUAUCUUGGACUCAGAAUUUAGUGAAAAAAAUACUAUGUUAAAAGGCAGGUUUUAUUUAUUCGUGCAUUGGUAACUUUUGAAUGUGUGACAGCAGUAACAACUCAUUUUGCUUUCAGCUGAUUCUUAAAUGGAUCUCUGUGUGAGAGUCAGCGAUCUAAUUGCUGGUUGUGAAUGCAGCCCAGCUGUUACAAACCACAACCUUGAGAGCAAGUCAAUACAUGCCUAAAAUAUUAUUACAAGUACAAUGCAACAUUAAGUACUUAAGAAUCUAACUGGGUAGUUUAACAAAUACAUAGUGUACAAUACUCUGUAUUCCUACCCUUCGCUAGGAGUUUUUUUCUUUUCUCCGAAAAACUAAUCAAGUCACUGAACAUCAGCUCUAGGCUCUGCACUAUAUAUUGCCAGCAAGGCUUAGUAACCACUACAAACUUUAUAGGAUGUAAAAUGUAAUUAACUGGCACAUGCAGUAGUGUUCUAUUAGGAAGCAGUUCAUGUUGCAUUGCACUUGCAAUGAUAUUUUUUAGCAACUUGGUAAAGGUGUAAACAUGGUCUGGUUUUGGUUUUAAUCCGGUGGGCUGUAUUUUUAUAGUGCUUUUACUCCUCUAACAAUAGAGCUAAUUGUAAAAAAAUUAACCAGAUUUCUUUUUUUUGUCCUCAUCACCAUCCCCUUCCCUAUCUUAAACACAGUGUUAUUACACAACUUGUCCACAGGGUUUCAUGUCCAAAAUCAGUCAUCUAAGUUUGCUGAACCUGAAACAUUCAUAACUGUCACCUCACUGCCUUUGACCUCUGGAAAAUCAAACAUAUGUAAAUGGUUUCAUCAGUUCAAUGUUUAAAUAGGUUCAACCUAAAGAGUCUGAAACACUGGAACUACACACAAACAGUACCACCUGAUGGUAAAACACAUCAUUUCAAAUGUUUGCCAUCAGCUCCUCUAACAUUAUUAUUUUUUCUUAGCAUUUCUUAUAACUCAUCGUCACUUUUCACACACAACUGUGACCCUAGCAAUUACAAAUGUAUGCCUAAUCCUAAUCCUUACAGUACUCCAAAGGUCUGCAACCUGUGGUUCCUGAGCCUUUUGUUGCUUUCCAGUCUCUCUGCAUUGGUUCCCUGCAGGAUGACGAAUGACAUCUGUGAAUGUUCCAACCUCACUACCAACAUUCAUGACCAGUACUUUCAGUCAGCCAGUUUACUUGGUCAACAGAAGUGCACCCUGGGAUAUCUGCAGUCAACGACUUAUACAUGACAAAACAAGUUUGAACUGAUUUAUAACGUCAAACCUGAAUUUUAGUGUUGAAAUGUGUUUCUUUGUAGGAAUAAGCAUCCUGUUAUGUAGUACAACAGGCAAACUCUGGACAAAAAUUAUUUGGCAGUGAAAUUCGAACAAUCUCUAUUUGUGGUAAAAGUUGCUAGUCUUUGCCCUAACCCUAACACCGCCUUAAUUCUCAUUCCAACUCGAAACUUAAUCCUAAAUCUCUGAAUACCCUCUUUCCUAGCAGGGAACCAAAAAAAAAAAAAAGUCCCCAC
Molecule: messenger RNA, 5375 nt
Organism: Cynoglossus semilaevis (tongue sole)
Lineage: Eukaryota; Metazoa; Chordata; Actinopteri; Pleuronectiformes; Cynoglossidae
Gene: osbpl6
Product: oxysterol binding protein-like 6
Exons: 23
Coding region: 618-3368 (916 amino acids)
Cellular component (GO): cytosol; nuclear membrane; perinuclear endoplasmic reticulum
Molecular function (GO): cholesterol binding
Source: RefSeq, a predicted model, not a curated record